UCCGCUGCUCCACGCCCUCUCCACCGCCCACUGGGCGCCGCUGGCUAGGCGGGCCAUCGAGUAAGCCUCCAGGAGGGUAGAGUGACGACUCAAUCGGAAAUUGCCGCUGAAGCUAAGGCAGCCAUAACUGAUAAUGGCAACGGAGUUUUCUGGCUUCCUGUCUACAGUGUGACGUAGAUUUCCCUUCGCCCAAUCUCUCCGUUGCCCUGGGCAACAGUUGAGCCGCAGGGAAGAGAAGCAUCGGCUUGAAUCAAAAACUGUCAGUUGGAUGGCUAAAGCUGCGGGGGACGGGCAGGGGUGGAGGGCGGCGGAGAGAGACCAGGAGAACUUCAAGGAAAAAACUAUAUCCAACAAUUCAGAUAUGGCAGAAAUGAAGUCCAUGUUCCGGGAAGUUCUUCCAAAACAAGGGCAGUUGUCUGUGGAAGAUAUAACCACAAUGGUGCUGUGUAAACCCAAACUUUUACCCUUAAAAUCUCUGACUCUGGAAAAACUGGAGAAAAUGCAGCAAGCUGCACAGGAUACAGUUCGCCAACAAGAAAUGGAAGAAAAGGAACAGCAGCAAAUAACUGAGUGAUAACUUAGCACUUGUACAGAACACUCUACCUUAUUGUAAUAGCAAGAAAAUUAUCUGUAUGCUGAAAGUAGUAUGUGUCAAUAAAACUGAUCGUAUUUAUGUAAACAAUAUAAAAAUACCUGACUAAUGAAACUUGUGAAUUUAAACAUUCUGGUUUGAAGAUCAUUUUAAAACUCUGAACCCAAAUUUUAUGCGUUUUACCCAAGUUGUUUGAACUGCAAAUUAUUGUUCACCAUUCCUAUCAGUUUAGUUUUAUCGAUAAUAUUCUUAAGUACAAAUGACUAAACGUAACUUUGAUAUUCAGAGAACAUUUACAUGUUAAUUAAAAACUGAGCCUUAAGAUACAUUCUAAUCUUGCAUUGUGGAAUUGUAAAACGUUUUUAAUGAAUUUUGUCAUGUUUAAGUCUAUCUUGCCUGACCAACUAAUCCCACCAGUAAUGACAGACUAUAUUAAAAUAAAUUUUUUUUUAAGAAACCCUCA
This is a messenger RNA of Pteropus alecto (black flying fox), 1055 nucleotides long. RefSeq names its product BBSome interacting protein 1 (gene BBIP1). Bases 269 to 574 code for a protein of 101 amino acids. Gene Ontology annotation, cellular component: BBSome. The transcript has 4 exons. The record is from RefSeq and is a predicted model, not a curated record. Gene Ontology annotation, biological process: receptor localization to non-motile cilium; cilium assembly. NCBI's taxonomy places the organism in Eukaryota, Metazoa, Chordata, Mammalia, Chiroptera, Pteropodidae.